This is a messenger RNA of Suricata suricatta (meerkat), 3755 nucleotides long. RefSeq names its product natural cytotoxicity triggering receptor 1 (gene NCR1). Lineage: Eukaryota; Metazoa; Chordata; Mammalia; Carnivora; Herpestidae. The coding region runs from base 1509 to 2714 and encodes 401 amino acids. The transcript has 6 exons. The record is from RefSeq and is a predicted model, not a curated record.
GGACCCAUUCACUAGGAACCUCACCUUCAUGCUAUGGAUGGACUUUCCGCUGACAGUGAUAAGUAAGCUAAGCUGGAUUAUGGGAGAGAGGUGAGACAAGAUGGCCUCUUGGCCUGGAGACAUCUUCGUCAUCUACAGGUGAGCCUGCCCCAUUGUGUCCUGUGGGCUAGCAACCACUGCCUCCCUCCCCCAUGCUUUGGUUUCUAAAUGUUUCCACAGGCAAGAGUGACUUAAAAACAAAAACCCCAUAGCACACAGCCAGGUUUCUCACAUACAUCAGCGGGGUCCACUCUCCAGAAAUGUGGUCAGUGUAAACACUCUGGUAGGUAGUCCUUGGUUCUCACCCACUUCUUCUGCACCCAUCCUUCCGGUAAGUCUGUCGAGGCUAAGUUCCCUAAAUGAUGCAACACAGGAAGCCAGCUGGAAGAAGCCCCCAACUGUGUCCUUGAUGAGUCCUCGAUGGGAAGACAGGACAGUGGCAACUCACUACCUGACCCUUUUCACGGGGAGAGCCAGACUUCUGAUUUGAGGCCAGGAUCUGCCCACGUAUGGAUGUGCAAGCUGGCGUCUCGAUCAACGAUGACCAUCUCACGUGAUCUUUUCCAGGAGAAAGAUGUUAUAGGCACAUGAGGGUAAUGCCUUUCCUCAAAAUGUCCUAAGGAUAUUUUGGCGGAGACCGUCUAGACAGGGAGCAUGGGGGACACGGACUGGGUAGAGAAGAGGAGUCCCGGAAUUCGGAGCUGAGGACGGGAGACAGCAGAAAGAAGGGAGUAGAAAUCCUUUCAUUUUCAGCCACACGAAUGAACCCAGAGGACACUACGCUAAGUGAGAUCAGUCGGACACAGGACAAACAAUACUGACACCAUUAUAUGAAGAUGAAACUGUCCUAUAUUUCGACUUAGGCAUUAGUUACAUGACUCUGUACGUUUAUCACAACUCACACAGAACUAAACAGGAAAUGAGUGGAUUUUACUAUAUGUAAAUAAGAAAGCAAAUGGAAUAUAUUCAACCACAAAAUCAAGAAAUAAGAACAAAAGGUAAGAUGGGGGGAGAUUUCCUCACAGAAUGUAAGCCACAACAUGAAUUGGUGUAACAUUUCAUUUUCAAAAAUUGUUUAGACUUUUUGGGGGGAAGUGAACACACUUUGAAUUUUAAACUAUUUAACAUUUUAAUAUUUAAUUUCUGCCUUAUAACAGAUUAAAGGAAUAUACUGAUGUAAAAAACAGAACAUUUUUACCUAAAGAAUAGCAUUUUGUUGAAACAACAUAACAAAGCUUUGGAGAUGAUCAUGUUAUCAUUCCAUUCUGAUGACACUAACAAACACAUGGCCACCAAACAGAGGGGAGCCAAGGCUAAACACAUAUUUUUUAAAUGAUUCUAAGGUUUCUGCUCUGUACCCAGGGCAUAAUGUCCGCAUUUCAGAUUUUAGAAGAGGACCCUGAAAUGAAUGGGUUUCAGGUGGGGCAGACAAUUGUCGGAGGAUCUAGUUAGACCACAGAUAUGAUCAGAUGUGUCUUUACACCUCAGGGUCAGAGGUAGAGGGAAAACGGAACCUUUUCUUGUUAAAAAAAAAAAAAAGAAAGAAAGAAAGAAAACGGAAAAGAAAAAGCACCAGUCAGUGUGAGAGUCCCACGGCAGUUAGUGCUCGGCUUUACCCACCACAUCCUGCGCCUCCUCUGGGGUUGCCGGCCUCAGCCUCCGCAUUCCCCUCGCGAAUCGAGGCUAUGACCUCCACACUCACUGCCGUGCUCUGCCUUGGUGAGUCCCCUCCGAGCGGGAGACGGGACCCAGGGGUUUGGGCAUGGGCGGAGCGGCGUGGCUCAUGCGGCUGUCUUCCAGGGCUGUCUCUGGGCCAGACCAUCGGCACCCAGACGCAGAUUCUUUCAAAACCCAUCAUCUGGGCCAAGCCCGGUCUCAUGGUCCCGAAGGGAAAGCCAGCGCAGAUCUUAUGCCAGGGGCUCCCCGGGGCUGCUGAGUACCAGCUGUAUUUCGAGGGACGCCUCUCUGCCUGGCAGAGCCCGAGCCGGACGAGAGGAAGGACCACAGCCUCGUUCCCCAUCUCGGCCAUGACGCUGCUCACCGCAGGGGAGUACAGGUGCACUUACCGAAGUGGGGAGCUCUGGUCAAGUCCCAGUGACCCUCUGGACCUGGUGGUGACAGAACUGUAUGACACACCCACCCUCUCUGUUCACCCCGGGCCGGAGGUCAGCUCAGGGGACAAUGUGACCUUCUCCUGCCGGCUAGAGACUGCAACAAACAUGUUCCUUCUGCUCAAGGAGGGCGGACCCGGCCGCCCGCAGCCCAGAUACGGGGACACCCAGGUGGAGUUUCGCGUGGGCCCUGUGACCACAGCCCACAGGGGGACAUACAGAUGCUUUGGCUCCUAUAACAACCAUGCCUGGUCUUUCCCCAGUGAGCCUGUGGAGCUCCUGGUCACAGGUGACGCUGGGGACACCAGCCUUGCACCCACAGAAUACACCUCCUUUUCUGGCUCUUGGGACCCCUACCUGUUAACCACGGACACAGCGGUCCAGCAAGACUCUGUCCUCUGGAAUCACACUGCCCAGAAUCUCCUUCGGAUGGGUCUGGUUUUCCUGGUCCUUGUGGUGCUCGGGUACCUCCUGGCUGAAGACUGGCUUUGCAGGAGGAGAAGGCAAGAGGGAGCCCACAGGGCUUCGAGUCAGGAACGCGGGAGAAGAUUCAGGACACAGUGACCCCUGGACAAAUGACCAAGGGCUGGACUGGCUACAGAUAGAGCUGAAAGCUGACCUUGACCUUGGGCUAUGUGAGCUCAGUGUUGUGCCCGUGGAGGGAGGUUCUCUGCAAGACAAUGCGUUGGGUUUGGCAAAGCUUCCUGGGGGAGGCGGGAGGUGGGUUGCAGAUGUUAAAUUUCUCCUGCAGACAGAUCAUAUUGUCUCUUCUGGGGUCUAAGCAUUUUUGUGCCUGCCUAAUGCAAACCAAAAUUCUAACCUCACUGGCCUUCCCAAAAAAUAUUUCCUUCGUUAACAGCAUGGCUGCGGAAUAUUGCUGGAAAGCUUUGGUCUUUAUCCACAUUUCUUCUUUCCUUCGCUGCAACAUGCCAUCCAAGAUAUUUAACAAGCAGUACAGAAUAGGCAUUUGUGACUGGCCCAGCUAUCUGAGUGUGUCCUGGCUGGGUCUCAGCCUUGGCCCAACUCCUCUGCCCCUACGCCACCACACGUUCUGUCUUCUUCGCUUCUUUAUCCGUACUUUGCCUUGUUCCUCAGGGCUCCUCCAAGAAAGUUCUCCAGACCCUCCAGCUUGACUUGAGAUAUCACUCCAUGCCCCCAAAGCACCUAUUUUUUUCUCUAGAACAGCACUGGGACUGUCCCCUUGCAUAUGUAUCCAUUUUCCUGUCUCUACAGUGAACUCUUGCAAAUUAAGUCCAUGACAGAUUUGAUGGCUGUGCUCACAGCUCCCGCACUAAGAGAGUCCUCAGAAAACACACGUCAGAUCAAUGGAUAGAUAAAUGAGGCUGUCGCACAAGCUUAGACUUGAGAUUGCUGAGUACGGUCCUUGAAAUGCUGUCCAGACACUUUGUUCCUUGAGGAUUUCUCCUUGACCAAACCAUUAAUAUAAAUAUUUUAUGGGUCCCUGCCGCCCUCAAGAUUAUCACACCUCACAUGGGUCAAAUCCAUUCUAUUAAUCUUGGGUUUCCUGUCAUAUAUCAGAGAACGCCAUUUCCAACCUCAAAAGGGUAACAUGAAUAUUUAAUGAGAUAAAGAAUAUCAAGAUUA